AUGGCCAGGACCGAGCAGACCGCACGUAAAUCUACAGGAAGGAAAGCUCCCCACAAGCAGCUGGUGACCAAAGCCACCUGGAAAAGCAUCCCAGCUACCGGCGGUGUAAAGAAGCCUCACCGUUACCGACCAGGGACCACUGCUCUUCGGGAGAUCAGCCGCUACCAUAAAUCCACUGAGCUGCUGAUCCACAAGCUGCCCUUCCAGCGCCUGGUGCGAGAGAUCGCCCAGGACUUCAAGACCGACCUGCGCUUCCAGAGCUCUGCCGUCAUGGCCCUACAAGAGGCCAGCAAGGCUUAUCUGGUGUAG
Messenger RNA from Pseudophryne corroboree (corroboree frog), 309 nucleotides. Its product is annotated as histone H3-like. NCBI's taxonomy places the organism in Eukaryota, Metazoa, Chordata, Amphibia, Anura, Myobatrachidae. The record is from RefSeq and is a predicted model, not a curated record. Gene Ontology annotation, molecular function: protein heterodimerization activity; DNA binding; structural constituent of chromatin. The transcript has a single exon. The coding region runs from base 1 to 309 and encodes 102 amino acids. Gene Ontology annotation, cellular component: nucleosome.